CUCGCCCUAAUCCCCUCUCUCCUCUCUCUCUCUCUCUCUCUCUCUCUCUCUCUCUCCCAACCCACGAUCUUGUUGCCGAACGCCCUAUCCACGCACGCCCUCUCUCUCUCUCUAGCUCGGUUGAAGGCUAGCCCAUUCACGAACAUGAGAUGGAUCCUCUUUAAGCUUGGAUUGGGCCAAUGAUGCGAGAGCAUGCCGACAUUCACAGCGAUUGCAUUUGAUAGAUUAAUAGAACCUGGGCAUCCAAAAUCAAGUUCGAAAACUGACACAGUGGCAAAGCUGGAGAGGCAAUGUAGCCUGUCAACAGAGAAGAGAAACCACCGAGCAUAUAUAUCACCGGUGCUCUAUGCAACUCCCGAGGCAACUCCACUUCCAGAUUCCCCAACCUCGUUCACCCCCUCACCAUACAUCGUCAAUCAUAAGCGGCGCGGACCCCGUCUCCUGAAGACCCUUUCUCAGACCAAUGCUGUAGAUUGCCAACAAGUCAAUGGAAAAGAGAAGAUCGAUGAAGAUGGGGUGAAUGCAACCAGGGAUGUUUCUUGUACAGCAGCAGUUUCUAUCAGCAGCCCUAGUGAACAGGUUCAUGUCAAUGGUUUCCAAGAUAGGAAGCUCCAAGAUGAUAAUCCUGGUGAUGGUUUGGUCGGUGCUGAUGAAUCAACUAAAUCCUUACCUCUUGAUUCUGAGAGAGAUGGUGAGGGCGAAGAUUUCUUUGAUCCUCAAGAUUCCGUGAGCGUUGACACGGAGAUGGAGGAUAACGGUGGCAUUGACCGCAUGCGGAAGCCUAAUGCGCUUCUUGGGGAAUAUUUCGAUGCUUUUGAAGAACUUUCUACCGAGGGUACCCCCAAUUCUUCUCGCCGUAAUGUUGAAGAAGAGCUGCGGGAGAUAAGGUUGAAUUUCUUGAUGGAGAUUGAGAGGAGGAAGCAAGCGGAGGAAGCUCUUGUCAAGAUCCAGGAACAGUGGCAGAGGAUUACCCGACAGUUAGCACAUGUGGGGUUGACCCUCCCCGAAGCUUCCACCGUUCUAUCAGAGCAAGAUGAAUGGCCAGAUGUUGACCCUGCGGAAGAGAUGUGCCAACAAGUCAUUCUUGCACGGGCUGUGGCCAAUUCCGUCGGGAGGGGUGUUGCCAGGGCUGAGGUUGAGCUGGAGAUGGAGUCUCAGAUCGAGUUGAAGAACUUUGAGAUCACUCGGUUAUGGGAUCGGUUACAUUACUAUGAAACCGUGAAUCAUGAAAUGUCUCAAAGGAACCAAGAAGCUGUUGAAAAGGCCCGGCAACAACGACAUAGAAGGAAAAGAAGGCAGAGGUGGGUUUGGGGUUCAAUUGGCCUCGCAAUUAUGCUAGGUUCCACGGCCCUUGCGUGGUCUUACCUGCCAAGUACAAGUAGUUCAUCGAUCACGGCCUCUUCUAAUGCUUCCAAGAGUGAUGAGGUUGCCAGCCACAAACAUUCGAGGUAAGUUUGUUGGAGGUAAAGGUGUUGAUGUUGGAGGAAAAAGAGUCGAGGCCUUAAAGAGUUCAACCGACGCUGCUUUGUGCCUCAACUUGAAUGGUCCCAGGUUCAUUUCCUACAGGUUCUUGAAAAUAAAAUCAAAUGCAUUCUGCUGUGUAGUAAUUUUCCCUUUCUUUUAUUAAAAAAUGGAAUACAUGUUGUUCUUGAGUAAUGUUCUCAUGCUUUUCUUUCCUCUUAAUCUAUUCUCCUCUUUUCUUUUUCCUCGUUCUUUUCCCCAUGGACAUAGCAAUAAGUAUAAGCUUGGAUUGCUUCCACGAGUGAUCUAUGUGACUGGUUGAAUCCAGAUCAGUUCUUGUAUUUUGAAUCCGAGUACUGAUUUUGAAGCUUCUGCUGAAUCCCACUCGAGUCCUGAAGUCAUCUUCCAAUCAGAGGCUCACAUGAUGCCAUCGAACGGUCAGUUGUGAAGUCUUAGCACAUGUAUGCCUUUUUUACGUCACUCCUUACCAUUGCUCAAUUGGGUGUGGUUUGAUAUCGCUUUCUUUGGUGUUUUUGCUAA
Molecule: messenger RNA, 2001 nt
Organism: Magnolia sinica
Lineage: Eukaryota; Viridiplantae; Streptophyta; Magnoliopsida; Magnoliales; Magnoliaceae
Exons: 4
Coding region: 193-1452 (419 amino acids)
Source: RefSeq, a predicted model, not a curated record